GAAGGACAGGAUGUAGGAGGUGAAGCAGUUAAAGCAGAACACUAGAACAUCUCUGUUCACAUGCUCAGAGGAGGGAGUGUGUUAGAAAUGGCAGCGUAUCUGCUUCUGUUUACUCUGCAGCUGCUGUUUGGUCUCAUUAGGCCGAGUCUCCUUCAGAACAUUUCAGCUGAUCUCAUAUCUGUUUCUCCAGGAGCAAACAUCACUCUGCUCUGUAACAUCACUAAUUACUCACAGAAAUCCUGGUAUCAGAUGAUCUCAGCAGGGUUGAGGCAGAUUAUAUCAGCCAGACAAAGGAAGCUGAACAAACACUUUUAUGUGGAUUAUAAUGUAGAUGAGAGUCACUUUUAUUUAACAGAAAGCAGCAGUUCAGUCAGUUUAGUGAUUAUUGGAGUUCGAGAGACGGAUCUGGGGUUUUAUUACUGUGGAGGACGAAAUGAUGAGACACACAUUCAGUUUGGGAAACUCAUCAGACUGAACUUUACAGGUGGCAGCAAUAAUGGAUCUUCAUCAGAGGCUUCAGAUUCACAGCCGCCUGCUAGAAAUGUUAACGACUGGAUUAGAAAUGUGAUUGUAAUGUGUGUGUGCUUCGUCUCCGUCCUAAUAACCAUCUGCAUGUGUGUGUUCUGCAGCAGGGUUCUAGGAAAAUUAACAUCAUGCAGCUUCUUCAGUCACACCACCGACUCCACUGAUAAGGCUGAAAACAUUUAUUAUACCACUGUUCAGUACAAAAGAAUGUCCACUGCAUCUGCUACGAACAUCAAGUCAGACUGCAGGACUGAUUCCUAACUGUUACCUCACAGCUGCAGAGACACUGACAAGCACAAGCUGCUAAAUGCUGAUGACCCUCAUCUCCUCCUCUCCUUUCCUCCUUUAAUUAUUAAUGUUUCUGCUUUGAUCUCAGUAUGUUUAUUAGAGAUCUCACCAUGGAUAGAAGAUCAUCUUAAACUUAAUCCCAACAAGAGCUGAGCUGCUGUACAUUUCUGACUUCA
Silurus meridionalis is the source of this 989-nucleotide messenger RNA. RefSeq lists its product as uncharacterized. The coding region runs from base 61 to 786 and encodes 241 amino acids. The record is from RefSeq and is a predicted model, not a curated record. The transcript has 6 exons. Gene Ontology annotation, biological process: response to bacterium. Lineage: Eukaryota; Metazoa; Chordata; Actinopteri; Siluriformes; Siluridae.